Molecule: messenger RNA, 681 nt
Organism: Schistocerca nitens (vagrant locust)
Lineage: Eukaryota; Metazoa; Arthropoda; Insecta; Orthoptera; Acrididae
Exons: 4
Coding region: 1-681 (226 amino acids)
Source: RefSeq, a predicted model, not a curated record
AUGACUCUUAAACGGCACAAAGCACGUGCCAUUGUUUCUAAUGUUACUGGGACGUCACACAAAGAAGUGUUGGCGAAAAAACUAAAACACGCCAAAUUUAGCAUAAUGACGGACGAGUCCACCGAUAUCGGAACAGUGAAGAAUUCCUGCGUGGCGAUCCGCUUUUAUGACAAAGAUUCAGGUGAGAGUGUAUAUGAAGAUGGAGACUUAAAUGUUGAGAAAGCUUCUACUGCAGAAAAUCUAUACAAUGGUAUAGUAAAAACGUUUCAACAGCAUAACAUUCCAUUUGCCAAUAUUAUUGGCUUUGGAGCAGAUGGUUGCAAUAUUAUGAUGGGAGUUCGUAAUUCUGUAGCAAGCAGAUUCCGAGAUAGCUGCCCGGGAAUUUUUGUAAUGAAGUGUGUUUGUCAUUCAGUGCAUAUAUGCGCAAGCGAGGCGUGCAAGAACCUUCCAAGAGCUUGUGAGGACCUCGUGAGGAAUAUUUAUGGUUUUUUCAAACUCAGUGCGAAGAGGCAGGCAGAGUUCAAGGAAUUUCAGGUAUUUUUAAACUUGGAACCACAAAAAUUACUACAUCCUUCACAGACACGUUGGCUGUCAAUGAUCGCGGUGCUGGAAAACUGGGAUGCUCUAAUACUGUUUUUUAACCAAAAAUGGCUUUCUGAGCGAGUUCUAAGUGCUGAAUAA